CCCUCUCCAGCACACGCACAUUCAUGUUUAUGCGUGUAUCUAUGUGUUUAUGUGCAUUUCUAGAAUUAUGUUUGUUUCUGGGUUUUAAUUUUUUGAAUUAUCACAUUUUUUGUUAUGGGUUUUAUGUUAAAGAGUGAUCGUACAGGCCAUAAGGAUAAUCGUAAUAAAUUUUGUUAGGCGUAUGUUAAAUUUUGGGUUUUUCCUAUUUUCCAUAAUUUUGUUAAAGAGUUUGUGUUAUCUGCAUAGUUGGUUAUUUACACACUUGGUCUAUCUUGGCUUUCGGGUUAUUGAAUUUAAAUUUUAGUUAUUAGGCACUAUAGCUCUGAGCCCAUAUCAGUGAUAACUAAAAUAUCUAGAAAAUGGCCAAUCAUGUGGCCAGCUGUGGUGCGCAGUGUUUUGGAUUACUGUAAUGGAAAUGAGCAUUUCUGAUAGGGAAUAUUGGAUUAAACCUGUUGAAUUUAUCGGUUUCCUAAUUCUUUCUCUAGCCUAGUGUCGAAAAUAGAUUCAUGAGUGGUUGUCUACAGAGUUGACGUUAGGUGAGGAAUCUACAAAUUGUUGGUGAAUGCAGAACAUUUUAUGAGUUCUUGGUUUUGAUAGUUUACAAAUAUGGGGUUCACUUUUCUACUUUUGUGUGUCAGUCGUUUAUAUGUUCAGAAUUUUUAUUUGGCUCAAGUAGGAUCAGUAUACUGUUUGGUCUUACAUGGUGACUUCAGAAAGCACAAAAAUAUGUGUGGCUGUGUCUGUAUGCACGUAAAAUUUAUGUGUAUAUGGAAAGAAGUUUGAUUGGUAGAUCAUUUUGUUGACGUAAUUGUCGUAAAAGACUAUGAAAGACGUGUUUAGUUGUUUAGAUGGAUGUUAUUUUCCCUAUUGCUAAUUUGGGAGUUUGAAUUCCUUCCAGGUUUAUCUAUACUUUAAAGUUCUUUUAAAUUGCUACAGGUGAAAGUUGAGAAACAUUAUGUAUUAUACUACGUAAGUGAUGAAAUUGGUCUGUUUUUUUUUCGGGUGGGGUCGGGGGGGGGGGGCUUUUAUCCCUUGGAUGCCCCUUUUACUAUUGGAGCUGCUCAUGGAACUUAAAUAUUUGGGACACUGAUUUAAUGAAGUUGAGUGGAUCCUGAACUGUUUUUUGAGGAUACCUAUUCCAUAAUAACAUGUAGCUAACAAAUUCUGCAUUACACAGUAGUACGGAUUUCACCUUCUUUGAAUUUUAAACAUCUGCUCUUUUAUACAUUUUUUGAAGAAUUAGCACAGUUAUGUAACUUUAUGAAGCUAUAAGCAUUGAUGUUAUCUUUUAUAGGCUUAUACUUUCAAAUGGGCCCGUUAGUCCUGAAUGAGCAUAAAAAGGAAAUAAGUCGAUUUUGUCAUCUUAAAUAAUUGGGAGAGUGUCAUCAAUUUGGAUUUGUUUGAACUUUAUAUUGUUUGGGAAUGGUUAGAGUAUAUUUUGUAAAAUGUUGCAGAAAACUGGAGUAUAAUAUCGUGGAGAGCUGGGACAUUAUUCAUACUUCUGCAACAAAUUGGAAAAAGGAAAAAAAAGAAGAGUAAGCAAUAUUGAUAGCAGCUACCAGCCACUUUUACGGAUGGAUCUCUUUACAUGCUGAUUUCUUCCAUUGGGUUUUAAUUUGAUUCCUGGAUCAUCUGCUCCUCAAAUCCUGGGACGCUUUCAUUGUUAGGUACUCUUUUAGUCCAUAAUCUCCCAAUUUUGUUUGGGGAUUAAUAUGCAGAAUCUAUCCAAGAAUACUUCUUUGAGACUGACGUCUCAGAAGUCUCUUCGUCAUCUGGGAUUAUGUUCUCAAAUAGCAACUGGACAGCAAACAUCUCCAGUUGUCUUUCCAGAAAAACGUGGUAGAGGGAAGACUGCAACACGUGGUGAAAUCACUAUCAACAAUGAUGAUUCUAAGAAAGCUGAAAGGGAGGAACACAGGAUUGACAUUGGGGAUGAACAGUCUAAUUUACUAGGAUAUGAAGUGUUUUCUGGGAAACUGGCUUUGGACAAAAGGAAAUCUAAUAAAAAUGCUGAUGUACCAGUUUCAACAGAGAUUGCAAGCCAGGAUGCAGUUGAUGCUAAAUUGACGAGCAAGGCACUAGUCUGUGGUUCUCUGAUGUUGAGCUUAGAAGAUGUGAUUUCGGUAUCGUACUGUGUUGGUCUAAGACAUUUUACUGUGCAUGCGUAUCCUUUUAGAAAAGGUUUUAUCAAAAGAAGGAGAAGUAGGAAAGAUUACCGCUUCUUAGCUUGUACCUCAGAUUAUGCACUUCAGUGGGUUAAUUCGUUUGCAGAUCGGCAGUCCUAUGUGAAUUGCCUCCCUCAUCCUAUGGCUUCUAAGAAGCAGGGUACAGAUUUGAUUUUCAAUGAAUUUCCUCCCGAGUCAUAUAUAAGAUGUAAAAGUCCACAAAAAAUGCUUGUAAUUUUAAAUCCUCGGUCUGGACGUGGACGUUCAACUAAAGUUUUUCAUGGCAUGGCUGAACCCAUAUUCAAACUUGCUGGGUUUGAGUUAGAGGUGGUCAAAACAACUUCUGCUGGUCAUGCUAGAAAACUCGCAGCCAGUGUUGACUUCAGUACUUGUCCCAAUGGUAUUAUAUGUGUUGGAGGUGAUGGAAUCGUAAAUGAGGUUUUGAAUGGUUUACUUAGCAGAGACAACCAAAAAGAAGCAAUUUCAAUUCCAAUUGGAAUUAUACCCGCAGGUUCUGAUAAUUCUUUAGUGUGGACUGUUCUUGGGCUCAGAGAUCCGGUUUCUGCAGCAAUUUCCAUAGUUAAGGGAGGUCUUACUGCCACUGAUGUAUUUGCCGUGGAGUGGCUCAACACUGGGGCUAUUCACUUCGGGACGACCGUUACAUACUUUGGAUUUAUUAGUGAUGGUAAUUUUAGUUGCAGCAACUUAUGUCAGAUUAAUUUCUGUUUCAAAUUAUCACUAAGAUAACAU
Olea europaea var. sylvestris is the source of this 2915-nucleotide messenger RNA. RefSeq names its product sphingoid long-chain bases kinase 1-like. Bases 1713 to 2912 code for a protein of 399 amino acids. Gene Ontology annotation, molecular function: kinase activity. NCBI's taxonomy places the organism in Eukaryota, Viridiplantae, Streptophyta, Magnoliopsida, Lamiales, Oleaceae. The record is from RefSeq and is a predicted model, not a curated record. Gene Ontology annotation, cellular component: intracellular membrane-bounded organelle; membrane; cytoplasm. The transcript has 7 exons. Gene Ontology annotation, biological process: sphingosine biosynthetic process.